This is a messenger RNA of Thalassophryne amazonica, 4595 nucleotides long. It is a transcript of the gene vwa5b2, whose product is annotated as von Willebrand factor A domain containing 5B2. The record is from RefSeq and is a predicted model, not a curated record. Lineage: Eukaryota; Metazoa; Chordata; Actinopteri; Batrachoidiformes; Batrachoididae. Bases 52 to 4284 code for a protein of 1410 amino acids. The transcript has 22 exons.
GAUAAUGGAGUCAUACAGAGGCUGGUCACAGACAUACAGUAUGCUGUUGGAAUGUACACAGGUGUUUGUCCAGGAAAGAUGGUGGGACUCAGGAACAGCUCCACGUGGGAACCGUUGUUACUCAAGGCAUCUUGCAUUAAGUCUUGUGCCAACGGCUGCUCCCUGGGCAUCACUGCACACCUGACCUACGCCAAUGCUGACCCCGAGUCUGUUGAAGGUGUGUUUGUUUACCCUCUGGGGGAAACAGAGGUGGUGGUGGGCUUUGAGGCUGUGACUGCAGGACGGCUCCUGGGAGUGCAGAUAGAGAGCCGAGGGAAGCUGAAGGACCGCUGUUUGGAUUGCUGCUCUGGAUCCGGUUUUGAAGGCCAGUAUGGGACGGGUCGGAAGUGGGGCUGCUGCUGGAGCUCCAGCCUAGACAUGCAAUGCACCAAUGGGCAUCUCAUCUUGGACGAGGACCAGGACAGAACUACCUUCAUUGUGACGACAGGAGUCAUUGGCCCCAUGGACAUAGUAUCCAUUACUAUACGUACCACGCUAGAACUCUCUACAUUAGAGAAUGGAGCAAUCCAUAUCGUCUAUCCCACAAUGCUAACCCCCAUUGUCAAAUGCCAGAUGACUCCAAGCAAGACUGAAAAUGGGGGGAAAUCAGAAGAAACUGGACCAACCAGCUGUUUUGGUGCCACCUUGGGAAAACAAGAACGGGUCACAGAUUCUGAGCAGCAGUGUGCCCAUGCCAUCUUUACGAGGCCACCUACCAACCUGGCACCUUAUGAACUCAACUUUCAGUUGCUGGUCAGAGGAGCCUGCCUUCUGGCAGGACUGGAGAGUCCAACUCAUGCUCUGCGGGCAGAUGCGGAUCCCCAUGCCCAGAAUGCCUCAGCCACCUACAUCACCUUGGCACAAGAGCAUCCGUUUGACAGACACAUAGAGAUCAUUUUGCAUCUGAGCGAACCUCACAGUCCUUUGGUGAUCUUAGAGAGAGGCCGGCUCUCCUUUUGCCAAUAUGAACAGCAGAUCUGUUCCCGCCGUGAUUUUACUCGCUUCACACGCAAAGAUUCAGAACCAGAGAGAAAGCUUGAGUUUGUGCGGAAGCGGUACCACAAGGACAUUCUGAGCAGCCCCGUCUUGAUGCUCAACUUCUGUCCUGAUCUAAUGUGUGACUCUGUGGAGCUGCACAAAGCCACCAGAGAACUACUCUUCCUUGUUGACUGCAGUGACAGCAUGAGUGGCACCAAUAUGCAGCGCGUAAAGGAAGCCAUGGUGGUGGCACUGAAGAGUCUACCUUCUGGCACCAUGCUCAACAUCGUGGGAUUUGGCAAUACCAUCAAACAUCUGUUCACCUCCAGCAGGCUCUGCACUGAUGUCACUCUGAUGCAGGCGUACAAGUACGUCCAGAGGAUGAGAGCUGACAUGCCAGGCACCAACCUGCUGGGGGCGCUAUCCUGGGUGUACCAACAGCCCAUGCAGCGCUCGUGUCCACGUCAGGUCUUUAUAAUCACAGACGGGACGAUCGGCUAUGUGUCCAGAGUGCUGGAGCUGGUCCGCAGAAACGCGUGCGCUGGCAGAUGCUUUGGGUUGGGCCUCAGUACCCAAUCUUGCAGGAGGCUCCUGCAGGGCGUGGCCAAAUUGACAGGAGGAAAGACAGUGUUUCUGGAUGGUGCGGAAAGACUGCAGCCCAAGUUAAUCAUGUGCUUGAAAAAGGCAUUCGAACCUGUACUGACUGAUGUACGGAUUGACUGGUACCUGCCUGAAAACAUGGAAGCUCUUCUUUCACCCAAUGAAAUUCCUCCUCUCUACCCUGGAAACUGCCUCAUUGGAUACUGCACUCUGUAUGAUCUGACAAAUUUCAAAGCAAAAAAGACAGAGCCUCAAGACCGGGACUAUAAAGGCAUACAUCGCAACUCCACUGGGUCAGUGUUUGGUCCAUCAAAUGAUGAGCUCUCUCCACCUUCUGCCUCAGAGCUCAUGCCUGUAGUUACAUGUGCAGAAGGCAACAACUUGGACGAGGCACUGAGGGAGAUCUCCAGAGAAAUUUCCUCAGAGUUUUCCUGUGCAAAAGACACAGACCCUUGUACCAGCCCAGGUGUAGAGAUGAACUGGUCCAGUGAUGUGAGGAAAAGAAUUGAGGAGAGCUCAUAUAUUCAGGAUCAGUAUAUUCUCACCCGCUGCUCCCUCAGCAGCGAGCAAAGUCUGCAAACACACCCCCAUUUACACAUACACACCUCAUCCAUCUCUGAGUCUGUGGGCAGGUCGUUUCUUUCUGAACCACACUCUGGUUCCCUGAUGGAAACAGGUUCGCUACCCCAAGAUCUUGAGAAAAUGUCCCCUCCAGAACAGCAAACAUCCCUGUCCCGCUGGGCAGAUUCAGUGUGGCAAGAAAACCUCUUCGUUGAAACCCCUAACAAUGGAGCCAAACAGAAUGUGCACGUGGAUGGAAGUGGGGAGUCUUGUAGGAGAGAAAAAGCUUUGGCACGUUCAACCAUGGCAGCACGCAGCUUCUCGUCCCCUCAGGGUGAACUGGAGAUGCACCGCCUCAGGAGAGCUCUGGAGAGGGUGUCCUUUGACCAAACACUGGGAGGAAGGCUGGACGAAAGUGACGGGGAGACAAAACCUCCAUCAAGAGGGAAGUCUUGCAGAAGCCUCACAGACUCCAAUGGACUGUUGUUUCCUGCCUCUCCGUUGGACUGGGACAGCUUCACAGACCCGGAGUACCUCUUCGCUGCUGCUCCUCCAGAGGAUCCCCCACCAGGUCAGUGCCGUUCCCACAUCCAUGGCCUGCUGAGCGGCAGGCCUGUUUCCUGGGAAGUCACUGUAGACCUGGGGCACCUCUGGACCAGUGGGGACCAGGGGACAACAGGAACCGAGUGGUGUGAAGAAGAAAAACCAUGGGUGGAGAUUAUUCACCAACUGACUGCCCGUUCUGUCAUAAGAGACUUUGAGAAAAUGUCAGAGAAAGACAAUGAUAAUGGACAUGGCUCGACUAAACGAUACCGUAUGAAGGCAAUCCAGACCAGUAAGCACUGCAACAUCAUCUGCAUGUACACAACUUUCAUUACGACGGACAGCAACUCCAGAAAAAGCUCAAAAGACAGCAGGAGAGCGCAAAACACAGGUGUGAAUUUUUGCAACAGACGGAGUUUGCAGACAGGCAGCUGCAGACCCAAGACCGUUUCUGUCAGUCAAGUCAAACACACCACUCGAGCCGGUGAAGACAUGGCCGAAACACGGAACUCUGCAGACAGAGAUGACACUCCUGCCUCCCCUUGCAGCCUUGCAUCUUGGGACGCCAGGGGCAGUGCAUAUUCUGCAACAUUCCCUUCAAUUUCGGACUCCACACAUACCCAAUCACAGCGAUCGAUAGAGAGCAAGUCAUUGGAGAGCUUCUUUGGCUCCAGGUUCCCACUGGGCAGACUUAGGUCCUCGAUUUCAUCAGGAAAACAGAUUCCUCUCAAAGCUCACUGUCUGUCUGCAGAGAAUGACAAACAACCUGAGAGGGAGCCUCCAGAUUACCUGCCACUGGUGUGUCUGCAGCUGGCGUCAGGAGCAUUUCUACUAACAGAGGUCUAUUCCGACUGUGUCCAGAUCCCUCUGGACCGCCUGAAGAGGACCUCACCCUACAGCCUCCACCGUCGCAGCCUCAGCCUUCCCUACCGCUGCAUAUCUCCCAGUGCUCCCGCCAUAUCCUCUCUUUCCAAGACUGCGAGUGUUCCCCCCAGCCAUCACGUGACCUUUUCUCCUUCCACCUCUUCCUUCACAAAACCGACUCUGCCUCCUUUCCACCAUGCUCCAGAUGACACCCCUCUGAUGCUGGAACCAAGGCUUCAACGCAGGCAUCUGCUGUCCGAGGGAGACACCGCGACCUUGCCGCCUGACCUUCCAAGCUCAGAGGAGGGAUCUCUGGAGCUUCCCAUUGGGAACUCUCAGAGCCACGGCCAGGCAGACAGCGGCCGCGGCUCGGAGACAGAUAUGUGUGAAGGCUCUCCUGUCGACAUUGUGGCUGCUGACCUUCAGGGCGGCAGCCAGCUGGCUCAGGAGGACUUGGAGGGAUCGAGCUGGGCAACAGCUGUGGCUCUUGCUUGGCUUGAGCAUCGCUGUGCUGGCUACUUUAUGGAGUGGGAGCUGGUGGCAGCAAAAGCGGAUUUCUGGCUGCGCUGUCAGGAGCUGCCAGAAGGAGUGGACCUAGCAGGGCUGAAGGGAGCCGCCAGACAGCUGUUUCUGUUGCUGCGUCACUGGGAUGAGAACAUCAAGCUCAACAUGCUGUGUUACAACCCCAAUAAUAUGUGAGACAAUCACCUCUGAGGAAACUGAGCCAAUUCAAUAAGAGCCUUAGUGACUUAAAACUCGUGACAAUGACUCCAAAGAAGCAAGAGGGUCAACUAACAGCAUAACCCAGUCCCAGAUUAUUUCUACAUCAAUCAUUACUGGUUUAACAAUUUAUAUUCAGGUACCUCAAAUAUUAAUUUGACCUAAAGUGACCUUUUAUAACAAAUAUAAUUUAUGCAAUCACAAGAAUGCCUUUUAACAGGUGGCUCACCUUCGGUUUGUUAUUUUAGCUAACUGUUAAUAAACUAUUUCUAAUAAACUAUUUCUUUUUC